This is a messenger RNA of Eucalyptus grandis, 1031 nucleotides long. Its product is annotated as PLASMODESMATA CALLOSE-BINDING PROTEIN 2. The transcript is spliced from 4 exons. Bases 195 to 749 code for a protein of 184 amino acids. The record is from RefSeq and is a predicted model, not a curated record. Lineage: Eukaryota; Viridiplantae; Streptophyta; Magnoliopsida; Myrtales; Myrtaceae.
AGAAAACACUUGAUUUGCCUCUGAAGAAACCGACGAUUCUUUGUCUCCAACCCUCCAUUUAUUCACAUGAACGAAACCCCAACAUCUCUCACACCUUCACACAUCCACUUAAGUGACAAAACAAAGCAAGUCUCACAUUCUCACAGAGAGAGAGAGAGAGAGAGAGGGAGGGAAGAGAUUUUUUGUAGAAGAUCAUGGGAAAGAAGCUGGGGCUAGUGCAUUGGCUAUUGUUAAUGCAAAUGCAAUAUUAUUGCUUAUAUGGAGCAUUAACGGGGGCGGCCACGGCGCAGGAGAAGGCGGAGGCGGCGAUCCCGAUCAUGACGAUGUCCCCUCCGGAGGGCAAUACGACUUUCCUCGGCGGCACGACGUGGUGCGUGGCCCUCGCGGGCGUCCCCCAGGCCGACCUCCAGAACGCGCUGGACUGGGCCUGCGGGCUCGGUAUGGCCGACUGCAACCCGAUCCGAGAGGGCGGGCGGUGCUUCGAGCCGGACACGCUCGUGUCCCACGCCUCCUACGCCUUCAACAACUACUACCAGCAGAACGGCAACUCCGACAUCGCGUGCAACUUCGGCGGGACCGCCACGCUCACCAGAAGCGACCCGAGUUACGGAAAAUGUGCCUACUCCGCAUCCAGCAUGGCCUCAUCCGCGCCGCCACGGCCCGAGCACGGUCCUGGCCUUUCCGGGCACAAAUUAGCCGGGAUUGUGCUGGUGUUCUUCUUAAGUAGGCCUUGUUCCUUGCUGCUGUGAGAUCAGACGCGGCUGCAAAAGAUACCUUGGAGCGCUUGAUGUUGUAUCGUCUUAUUAAUAUCGGCUCAGUUUUGUUAGCAUUUUAACUAUUUUGGCCAUCUAAAUUUUCUUCACAUUCCUCUUGUCCAAAUGAAAAGGGUGCUACUAAGGAGGAGAUCCCCAACGCCAGAGGCCGAACCGAUAUCGAAAAGUUCAUGAGCAUCGUUCCAAAUCUAGAAAACCUAAAACUUACCUUGUUGAUUGUACUUCAUUUGAUAUUUCUAAUAGCAUGUUAUUUGGGAA